Messenger RNA from Priapulus caudatus, 6550 nucleotides. Its product is annotated as hemicentin-1-like. Gene Ontology annotation, biological process: cell-cell adhesion. Gene Ontology annotation, molecular function: cell adhesion molecule binding. The record is from RefSeq and is a predicted model, not a curated record. NCBI's taxonomy places the organism in Eukaryota, Metazoa, Priapulida, Priapulimorpha, Priapulimorphida, Priapulidae. Gene Ontology annotation, cellular component: cell-cell junction.
GCUAGGCGUCUGGGUGUGUGCAUGUGUGCGUGCGCGUGUGUCUGCGAAGCGUGGUUCUCAGCUUAGCGAACGACGAGUUAAACGCUGCGAAAUUGCAGGUAUUCGCGAGAGGUGUUAAAACCGUGGCGGCUUGGGAACAGCAACCGAGCGAGCGAGAGAGAGAGAGGAAUGCAAGCGACGGUUGAUGACUCGCAGAUGAUGAUGACGAUGAUACAUCACAGCGUGGGCCAUCCCCGCUGAUAUAACGCGCCGGCAGACAGACACCGACGCCUAUACGCUACGAGAAGGACUCGAGGCUACUUGUAAUGCCGCUCGCAAGGUUGCGAGGUGUGUCCGCGUAGGAAACGCGCGUGUUUGCGUGUAUGUACGCGUAUUAGCAAAGGCUAGCAGCGAGUGCAGAAGGGUUGCGACUACAUGCGCCUUUCCGCGUGUUAACUCGAGUGCGCUGUUAAGUCGAUGCGAAAAUAAGAUAUCAAAGAGAAUUAUUUACGGAGCGAACACGAGAGGUGAGUGGAGGGACUCUAGGCGUUGCCGGGUUGUUAAUCCAGCUCACGGAUUGCCGCACGCUAUCGCCUGCGAAAUCCUGUGACGGGAGUUUGAAUCCGUGAAGAAGGUAAUCGGACGCCGAGAGAAGACGCUUGUCGUGAGUCUGCACUGACACUCCGUGGCACGUCGUGGAUGUGAUCGGCCCAGGUGUGCGUCGUCAUUCUACACGCAGCAUGUCGUGGAAUACAGGUGUCGCCUUGCUGCUGUUGACACUCGAUGCGCUGCAGGCCCCGACGAUUUUCGCGAGCACGGGGCUGGCGCAGGUGACGGUUAGGAUUGAACCACAGCCAGUACAGGAGAACACGAGUGUAGUUCUUACCUGUGACUACCUCCUGCCGGAAGGUCAGGAGCUCAUCGAGCUGACGUGGAAGAAAGAUGGAGUUGGAAUCUACAGACUCCGGAGGAACGGGCAAAAGCGGGUGCUGGGGGGAACACCGAUCCCCAAGAAACGCAUGGAUCUGGACUAUCAGCCAGAAUCUUCGCUCAGGAUUCUCGAGGCAAAGGCUGGUGACUCUGGCAUGUACCAGUGUAUCGUGGGAUAUGGUGAUGAUGUAUACGGGUCGUCAGAACUGGUUGUCAUAGUGCCACCAGAUGACCCCGUCAUCGUCUCAAGUGCAGUUGAAGGCAUCGUCAAGGAAUUCGACCUGCUGACGCUCACGUGCGAAGCCGAUGGUGGAAAGCCGCCCGCUAACGUCACCUGGUGGUACAAGGGUGCACAGAUGGAGGAGGCUGUGUACAAGCGCGAGGGCAAGGACACGAGUAGGGGUCUUGGACGCAGUACCCUCACAAUAGAGGUAGCAGCAACGGACGAUGGAGAGUCAUACCAAUGUCAGGCAUGGAACAUUGCACUGCGACCCGAAUCGCCGAAGACUACAGAGAUAACCCUAGACGUGUCGUAUACACCAGAAGCUAGCAUAUCUAAAGAACGAGAACGAGUGCAGGAAUCUGGAUCAGUGCAAGCCACCUGUCGAUUAAAGGCGAAACCUCAGACUACUGACAUCCAGUGGACGAAGGAUGGCACCGUCAUAGAACAGUACGAAGCGACGAUGUUGCUGGAGGACAUCAAGCGUCAGGAUGCUGGGGAGUACCGCUGCGUCGGACGCAACGUCAUCGGCUGGGGCCGGGAGAGCGAACCGUUCAUACUGGAAGUAACGUAUGCUCCGUUUGUGACGAUGCUAUAUCAGGGCAGCGAGAUGCCGUCGUCAAUAGCAACAGAGGGUGAGACGCUGCAGCUGACGUGCGAUGCCGAUGCAAACCCUACCCCGGAAUAUUACCGCUGGACGAAAGAUGGCUCUGACAUCGGCGAAAACUCGCACACGUAUUUCGUCCCGGUGUUGACCAGGCAGCACAAGGGUACAUAUCAGUGUACAGCCAGCAAUGAAGCUGGCCAUGGAACAAGUGAACUCUUUGUGUUGGACAUUGAAUAUAAACCAGUGUCACAAAUUGUCAACAGCAUUGGCAUUUCGCCAUUAAUAAUGACAGAAUCGGAACAGUCUACUCUCACACUGACAUGUGAGAUUGAUGCUAACCCCAUUGUAAAGGAAAUACAAUGGUACAAGGAUGGCGAGGCAUACCUGCAGAACGAAGCCAACAAGGUGAUACUUGAGUAUGUACGCAGAGAGGAUGCCGGCCAAUAUUCGUGCCAGGGUAGCAACAUGAUCGGAUGGGGUCAAAAGAGCAAUGAGUUUGAGCUCAUAGUGCAGUACAAACCGGACAACGUCGUUGUUGAGCCUAGCCGCAUGACCCUGUACGACGGGGAUAUGCCGGAGAAUAUCUACUGUAAGGCUAACGGAUUCCCCGAGCCGCAGUUUCGAUGGCUACGCAACGGAGUGGUGGAGGCCGAGGGACCAGAGCUGAAGUUGCUAGGCAACACAAUGACUAGGGAACGGGGUGGAAUUUAUACUUGUGCUGUGAGCAAUGCAUUUGGAGAGACGAGAGCAGAUGCCGUCAUUAACGUCCUACACGCACCUGUCUGCGUGCAGACUGAGACAACGUUCAAUGCGCCAGUCAAUGAGAAGGUCGUACUGAGGUGUGAAGUCUAUGCCAAUCCACCAGAGGUCACGUUCGAGUGGACGGUGGAUGGCCAGGAGGUUGAGGAUGACUUUGAGGAUGGGCAGGUUAGCAGCUUGAGCGUGCGAGCGACGAGGGACACUGAGUUCAGGGAUUACCACUGCAGGGCAACGAACCGCAUCGGCACAGCCCACGAGCCAUGCAUCAUUCACUUUAGGAAGAUGUCUGAACCUCAGGUAGUGCGAACCUGUGAGUACGAGACCACUCCGGUGAACAUCUUCAUCCAGUGUGCGAAGGGUCAGGAUGGCGGCUCGGCACAGCACUUCUUGUUAUUCAGGAACAAUGAAGAGGUGGCAAAGAACCCACAGCCCAUCUUCAACAUCUCUGUCGAGCCUGGCAGAACAUAUGAGAUUAACAUUUUUGCCAAGAAUGACAUUGGCAUGAGCAGUAGCUACCCACUCAUGGUGCAUACCCCUAAAGGCGGGGAGGAGCCGCAGCUGCUGCUGUCUGGAGGUGCUAUCUUCGGUAUCGUCAUUGUGAUACUCAUCAUAUUAGUGAUAAUUGCUGCAAUCAUCCUCAUUGUAAUGAGGAAGAAGAAGAGGCAGAACAAAGAGAACCAGUCAAUCAAAAUCUGUUGACUACGCGGAGUGACGACAUCGAGGCAGGAUUCUUGCCUCCCGACGCUGCCAAAGACGGAGAAGAUAAAAACCAAAACAAAGAAAAGAGUGAGAAAAGUAAAGCAGAUUUCAAAGAUGCUUCCAAUGGUAAUAAAGAGAAUGGCCCUACACCCAAGACACCACUUGCAACAGGUGCCCCGACAGGCAAAAAUAAGAAGGUAUACCUUCCUCCAGUUCAGCAUGAGCAUGUUAACCAUCAGUAUGAGUAUGAAAACCCUCAGGGUGAUACUGAUAGCGAAGGCAGGGACCGUAGAGGAAUGACGUGUGAUGAUGACGACGAUGACGACUGCCUGGUGGUGUACGCAGACCUGGAUCUUCCACAGUGUAACUCCACGCCGAAGCCCGCAGUAGUAGUAGCCGCAGACGAAGACGCAGAACUGCGCACGCCCUACUCGACGAUAGACUUUAGCAAGCGGCCGCCAUCGCCAAUACAGGAAGUCGCCGAGGACGAGAAUGCAAACGAGGUGACGACGGAGGAGGCGGCGGCGGAGGAGGCAAGCGGGGAGGAGGCUGCGCCGGAGACGACGGACUCCACGGCUGAGGCGACGUCCGUGGAGGAGGAGUACAAGCAGCAGAAUCCGCACACCGUUAUCGUUUAGUGGCGCCUGGACGGCCUCGGUAGCACCUCGUGACUCGUCGUCGUCGUCGGUCAUUCUCUGGUCAGCCCAGGUGGCCUGUAGCCUCGGCCGCGUGUUCUGCGACAGCGUGGGAGCGGCUGCGGUCAGUAGUCAAGGUCUACGGCCAAUCAACGGUCGCCGGCCAAUCAACGUCUACGGCUGUAAUCUCGUGACACGUCGUUGCCGUGUCAGAGGUCAAGGGUCAGAGGCGCGCGAGCUGAACUCGUGUGAGCGCAAGCGUACGAAGACCUCACGUCAAUUCGCGAUGAUGUCAUCGAGAGCACAACACGUGACAUUAUUUGAACACAGAACGCUUGCUGAGUUUAGCCACUCUAAACACAUCAAUGGUGUUCAAUAUAUACAUAUACAGGUAAUCCUACGCAUCGUAUUUUGACAUAAUAUACGCAUAGAUACACCAGGGGUUUGACAUAAUUGCCGGCUUAUCCCUCAAUUCGACUCCUAUUUAUUGCAAGGGUUUCUUUAACUUCAUUUCGUUGGGUUAUUGCCAUCUUUGAAUAUAUCUAUAUCACACGUGUAGCACGCUCUAUAUCGUGCGUAAAGGCCAAGGUGGCAGCAUUGGCAUGUGACAGCCGGAGUGAUGGCGCAGGACGUUUGCCGAUUAGUUGCUCCACGUGUCUUGUAGUGUGCGUCUUAUCUGUGAUGCGAGCCGUGGCCAUCUAUCUCUAGCAGCGACGUGUGCGAGUGUGAAAACACGGAUUAGAGGAGUCAGCUCUCUCCCUCCUUCGCGGCGUCCGAUCUCUACGCUCGGACGACCGCUGUAAUAUUAUCGUCAAUGUAAUAUUUGUACAGUACCUUUACAUCGUCAGGCAUCGUAUUGCCUGCAUUAUUAUUACACAACACGUUUCACUGGAAGCGGAGGGGGUUUCCUUGUGGCGGGUGGGGGAGGGGGGUAUAAAGGAAGGUGACGCUGAUUGGAGUAGGAGAGUUGGGUAUCUGUAACGUAUCAUGGGUGAGAGCGUCCGGCUGUCUUCACAUCUGGAUGGACAAUCGACAGAGAACGACAGUUCCAUUAUUGUCUCCGUCCUAUUCUGCAUGAUAACUACAGCAGCAUCUGUCCAUUACGGGCAAGUCUACUCGUACGAGUAGAUUGUGUUUUUCUUCUUCUCAAUUUUAUGCAUUGCGGUCUUUACUCGCUAGCUAGAUGGGGCGGUGCGGUACUGUAGUCGGUGUGGGUAAUGCUCUGGGAGAUGGUUGGUAGGCGAGCCAAGUGGUUUCUCUUCGUUCAUCUUAUACGAAGUAUGGGCAUGGAAUAUCGGGGAUGACUUAGGUCAAAGCUUUACAAAAAAUCGUUGAUAUUUUGUUAUAACUGUCGAGGUAUCGUAUGGUUCGCUCUGUGCGAACGGUCAGUAACGAUUUACGUUAUCAUAGUUAUGAGCUAGCUAGAAUUGCGCUCCGUAUCGUAUCCGCGUGGUACCAUCAUUCUACAGAGCAUUCGGAAUAGAAGCCAGGGUUUGAACUUUUGUCGAUAAACAUAUUACAAGUAUACACUGAUAAUAAGUAUUAUUGUAGUCAUUUUGCCUGUUUUUAUUAGCUGUAAACUUUGUACAGUAGGCAUAUUUAAGGUUGUUUGAAGCCGUUUAUAUUUUGACUUGGACUCGGUUGUAGUUACGUGUAUUUUGUAUGUCUGUCCCUGGAGUAGAGUGUUAUGUUAUAAUCCGUUAGAUGCGUUAUGGAUGAUUAAGUAGGCAGUAGUGGUCAGCAUCAUCAUCACCACCAUGCGUUGUGUUCUUCUUUCGAAUUUCUGAAAAUUGCGUUAUUAUUUGUAUUUAUUGAAUUUAGAUUUUAUUAGAGAAUUUAGAAGAGGGGGAAGUGAAACAUAUUUUAGCCAUGUAAGAUAAUCAGUUUUUUGUAAUUCGUAUUAUGAGGGUAAAUGCCACGCGAGCGAGGGUGCUGUGCGUAUGCAACUGGUUUGAGGAUAUUAUGUCGUUGUGUAUACUAUAUAGCCAGUUGAUUGCAAGCCGGACAUUUUAAGAUAAUAAUGCCAGUAUUCAAUAUGUAAUUUUUUUAACUUUCCAGAUUUCCUGCCAUUAUAACGUGUACACAACAUUACUAGAGUGUCAGGUGGUUACUUCCACGGCGAAGGGAGACGACGCCUGUUUCAGUCUUAGCGUAGCUCUCUUUUCUGCCCGUAGUGCCAGUAAUAUUUUGAGACAACGUUGCCACGUGAUAGUUUAUAAGCUAGCAUACGCGAAGUGGCAUUGCCUUGGCGAAACCUCUGUGAGGUUGUCCUUGGUCUACGAUUUGUUAUUCAUCAAGAUAUUGUCCAGCGCAAUUUUCGAUGAACUACGGCAAAGGAACACUUAUGAUACUUUUUUUAGAAUAAACAAAACAUUUUGCUCUAAUAGUAGGCAUAGGAAUUUUGGCGUUGAAUUGGAAUUCUAUGAGUUACUAUUGGAAUGUUGCGCACCCCCGCCGUAGACCGUUGUUUCCGUUUGUUCUUUGGCUUGCGGUGCGGCUAUAACAAAUGGACAUAUCUACACUCUUGUUCCUAACAUGGCCGUAUGUAUAAUACACAGGUCUCGAUUCUCUUGCAAAUCGUCACAGCAACAUGCGAUGGAGAAUAAUGUUCUGUAACACCACUAGCAAUAGUGUGGUAAUGUAGCAUUUCAUACACCAUGUAUAUUUUUGCAUUUGUACAGCAUACGUGGCCUUUUAAUAAAAUGUCAUUUUCAUAGAGAA